GUAAAGCCUAUAAAUUUAUUUGUUCUGGCAUCCCUCUGUUGAGAUGGUUCACCGACAAAAUUCGAAUAACAACAAAACAGUGUAAUUUGCAGAAAACAGCUGAUUUUUCUGUUUUUUGUUAGGCCUAACAACUGCCUUUGACUACCCUCAGCAUAGAACAAAUUGCAUUAAAGUAAUGUCAUCGCCGGCGCCAAAAUCUCCAGAACAAUCAGAUAAAAGCAGAAAAUAUGAUCGUCAAAUUCGUUUAUGGGGAGAGCAUGGACAAAGCUUGUUGGAAAGUUCUACAAUUUGUUUGCUGAAUGCAACGGCACUAGGAUGUGAAGUUCUGAAAAGUCUCGUCCUACCCGGCAUUGGUGGCUUUACUAUCGUAGAUGGAAACGUAGUCACCGAAGAUGAUUUGGGAAUAAAUUUCUUUUUGGACAUCUCAUUUCUUGGCCAAUCCAAAGCAAGAGCCUGUAUGCAAUUGCUUCAGGAGUUAAACACAGAUGUUAAUGGUGAUUUUGUGGAUGAAAGCGUUGAUUGGAUACUAUCAAAUCGUCCGGCUUUUUUCGACACUUUUGAUGUAGUUAUUGCAUCGAAUCUAAAUGAAAAAGCUUUGUGGGGAUUAUCGGACCGUCUCUGGGAGGCAAAUAUUCCGUUUAUCUAUUGCAGAUCAUUGGGAUUUUUUGGUUCUAUUCGCUUACAAAUAAAAGAACAUUGUGUAAUUGAAUCGCAUCCCGAUAGCCGUCAGUAUGAUCUCCGACUAGAACAACCCUUCCCCGCAUUACAAAAACAUUUCGAGAGUACAGAAAUCACUAGCAAAGUUCCAUGGCUAUUGGUGCUUAAUAAAUUUAUGCAAGUAUGGAAGCAUAAAAACGGUGGACACUUUCCCGCGAAUUAUAAGCAAAAGUCAGAACUCAAGGAAAUGAUUCGCGCAGCAAUGACGGCGGAUGAGGAAAAUUAUGAAGAAGCCAUUAAAGCGGUAAAUACUGCUUUAGGUGGAGGUAAUGUGCCUUCUUCGAUUAAAUCGAUUUUCGAGGAUAAUGCUUGUACGAACCUUAGCAAACAAAGUAGCCCCUUUUGGAUAAUAACAAAAGCUUUAAAAGAAUUUGUAGAGAAUGAUAAUAAUGGGUUGUUGCCACUUCCUGGUGUGCUACCAGAUAUGACUGCGGACACUGAACCAUAUAUAACAUUGCAGAACAUUUAUCGUCAACAAGCUUUACAUGAUGCAGACAACGUUUAUCGCAAAUGUCAAAAAUAUUUAAAAGAACUUGGUUUGCCUGAAGACACCAUUAGUGAAAAAACAGUACGCUUAUUUUGCAAAGAAACAGCUGGCUUGGCAGUUUUACGCGGCACUAAAAUUACAGAUGAAAACGCUAAAAGUAGUAACAUACUUUCAUUCGUUGACGAUUUAGAAAUUCAAGGUACGCUUGCUGAACAUUAUGUGGCCCUACGUGCAUAUGAACGUUUUGUAUCCGAAUGUGGCAAUGUACCCGGCGAAUGUUACGUUGAAAACGAUGUGAAGGAGCUUAAAACGGUCGCAAGUAAAAUGCUAUCAGAUUGGGGGGUUCAUGCCUCCAUUAGUGAUGACUUGAUACAUGAAAUUUGUCGUUACGGUGGCUCGGAGAUACAUUCAAUAUCAGCGUUCAUAGGUGGUUGCGUAGCCCAAGAGGUCAUAAAGAUUGUAACCAAACAAUUUAAACCUAUCGAUAACACGUUUUUAUACAAUGCCAUUACCUCCGAAACAACAACAUUUAAACUUUAAAGACCUGCAUUUUGUAUGUUAUUGCGAAAAUACUAACCGAAAUAUAAAUAUUACCAAAUUCCAAUUAGGUCUUGUUUAUCCAAUAUUUCUAAACUUUAGUAAAAUAUAUUUUACUUCAACGCUCAUUUUAUUUGCACAUAGUUACACAUAAGGGUCAGCAUAUCAAAUAUGCUGCUGGCAAUUAAAUCCACUUUUUUAACACAUUACAAACAUUAAAAAAAUUUAUUAAUUAUUAUUUUUAUUUGUUUCUCAUUGUUGCAAUUAUUGCAAUCAAUUAGUUUAAUUUGACGUAGCGAAGACAUGAACCAAAAAAGUAUCUGAUUAAACUUGGCAUCCCUAUACUGAUUGCAAUUUUGCUCCUAAAACAGCUGAUCAAAUAAAAAGCAUAUAAACAAAUUGCAACAAACAAUAAUAUUUUGAUAACACAUUAAUUGGUAUACUCAACAAAUUUAAAACAAAUAUAUAACUUCAACAUUUAGUGUGUUUUGCUAUCUUGGAAUGGAUGCUACAAAAACAUUUUUUAAUGCAGUAAUUCUGCUCUAAUUUUCAAUUAGGAGGUAUGCUGCGCAGAUAUUAUUGUAAAUAAAAUAUGACUGCUGAACUGAAAGUUGCUGAGCGAAAAUAAAUUUGUGUACAUUUAUACAAAUCUUUCACUAUGGAUGAACUUUACAAUUCAUGCCUUGCUUGUGCAAAAGAAUUAAACUCACACAAAAAUUUAAAUGCACCAAAUAAAGUUAACAUUUUCGAAACACUGGAUAUCGCAAAGAAACUUGCUACCUGUAUUUCAGUAGAAAUAUCGCUUGCAGACGAAUAUCCGAAAUUUCUAUGUGCAUGUUGUUAUCAGAAAGUCAAUGAUUUCUAUCGGUUCCGAGAAAUGUGUAGAAAAUCAAUUCAACAUUUUGAAGAACUGCUAUUGGCUAAAAAAUCAUUGUUUUCAGAAGAUGAAGUUCUCAUUUCAAUUUUGGAAGAUCAGUCGAGAAACGUUACUCGAGUGAACGAACUAAAUCAUCUUGAAGACACUCCUGUUAAAUAUAAAGAAGAUUUGGAAAAGCAAUCAAAAGUGAUUGAUGAUUAUAAUAAGGAAUAUAAAAUAGCAAAUGCAGAAUACUGUAGACAAGGGAUGCCAACACUAAACAAGCAUAGUGAUGAUGAAGACAACUGCGAUUCUGAUGUUGCGGAUAACAUCAGCAACAACUCAUCUCUUAAUGAAAACAGCAAAACCUCAAAAAACGUUGCUAAUAUUAAAUUUAGCAAAUUCAAAUCAAUAAAAACAACGCGUCUAAAAAAAUUGGCUGAUUGCGAUGCGAAGACGACUUAUCGUUGUGAUAUCUGUUCGUCACGAUUCUUCGCUGAGCACCGUCUCAUUGCUCACAAACGCGAACAUGAAGGCCUUAUACCGUAUCCUUGCACGCGCGAGGGCUGCAGCAAAGCAUUUAAUCGUAGGAGUGGACUGGCAAGGCACCUAAGACAGCAUGAUGGACAUAGUUUUCAGUACGCUUGCGAUCAAGACGGCUGUGAUAAAGUGUAUAAGCACAAGCCAACUUUAGUCAUGCAUCAGCGUAAAUAUCAUAAAUUGGGACCGGAGUUAAAAACGCACAUUUGUGAAAUUUGUGGCAAAGUAUUUAAAACGACGACAAUGCUAAACGAUCAUCAUUACACGCACAAGGACAAAUCUGAACGUCCCUACGCGUGUGAACAGCCAAAUUGCAUGCGUCGAUUCUCAAAUAAGGAUAAACUGAAGGUGCAUCUUAUGCGACAUGCUGGAAUUAAGAACUAUGUGUGUACACAUUGUGGCAUGCGCAAAACCACAAUGAACGAGUUAAAGGUUCAUAUUAAUUAUCAUACGCUGGAACGUACGUGGCCAUGCCGGUUUUGCACACACAUUUGUAAUAGUUCAGGCAAUUUGAAAACACAUAUACGCACUGUGCAUGAGCGUGCUAAAGAUUAUGCAUGCCGCUAUUGUGAGCGCACUUUUGCCAAACCAGACACGCGCAAAUACCAUGAAAUGACACACACGGGGGAGAAACCGAAUGAAUGCUCCGAAUGUGGUAAGCGCUUUUUACAACCAGCAGCAUUGCGCACUCAUCGCAAGAUUCAUCAGCGACAGGGCGCGUAUAGUUCAAAAGCGAAAAUAAGUGAAAAGGAGAAACCUGCGCAAGAAACUGUACUCAAAAUAGUAGAAAGUUCUGAAUAAUGAAUAAAACGUUUUGAAAAAGUUUA
Molecule: messenger RNA, 3964 nt
Organism: Bactrocera oleae (olive fruit fly)
Lineage: Eukaryota; Metazoa; Arthropoda; Insecta; Diptera; Tephritidae
Gene: APP-BP1
Product: Nedd8-activating enzyme E1 regulatory subunit APP-BP1
Biological process (GO): protein neddylation
Cellular component (GO): cytoplasm
Molecular function (GO): NEDD8 activating enzyme activity
Source: RefSeq, a predicted model, not a curated record